Sinocyclocheilus grahami is the source of this 1584-nucleotide messenger RNA. RefSeq names its product serine/threonine-protein phosphatase 2A catalytic subunit beta isoform-like. The transcript has 8 exons. The record is from RefSeq and is a predicted model, not a curated record. The coding region runs from base 297 to 1142 and encodes 281 amino acids. Gene Ontology annotation, molecular function: protein serine/threonine phosphatase activity. NCBI's taxonomy places the organism in Eukaryota, Metazoa, Chordata, Actinopteri, Cypriniformes, Cyprinidae.
GACGUCACGGGCGGCGAGCGCAGCGGCCAUUACACUGCGCGUGAGGAAGGUCGGAAGCGCGACGAAUCAACGGAAAAAUCAUCAACAGCAGACCGCGGAUACCGUCAAAAGACAUCUAUCAGUUACCACCAAAUCUAGAUAAAAAACACCAGUGACACGGGAUUUCGUGUUUAAUGAGCUGAUAUCCGAGGUUAACAGCGGUGUUUGGUGGCUGUGUUUCGAGAGUGUGGCAGCGCGCUCGCUGCUCGUUUAAUUAACGAAGAAUCUGUGAGGAUUACCACGGAAUCGCGCCGGUGAUGGAUGAUAAAGCGUUCACGAAAGAGCUAGACCAAUGGAUCGAACAGCUGAAUGAGUGCAAACAGCUGACCGAAAACCAAGUGAGAACACUCUGCGAGAAGGCUAAAGAGAUUCUCACAAAAGAGUCCAAUGUGCAGGAGGUGCGCUGCCCCGUCACAGUGUGUGGAGAUGUGCACGGACAGUUUCAUGACCUAAUGGAGCUCUUCAGAAUUGGAGGGAAGUCACCUGACACUAACUACCUGUUUAUGGGUGACUAUGUAGACAGAGGAUAUUACUCAGUGGAAACAGUCUCACUUCUUGUUGCACUAAAGGUUCGCUAUCCAGAACGCAUCACGAUAUUGCGGGGAAAUUUCACAGACCUCUUUGACUACCUACCCCUCACAGCUCUGGUGGAUGGGCAGAUCUUCUGUCUGCACGGUGGCCUCUCUCCAUCCAUAGACACGCUGGAUCACAUUCGUGCGCUGGAUCGUCUGCAGGAGGUGCCACAUGAGGGACCCAUGUGUGAUCUGCUGUGGUCAGACCCUGAUGAUCGCGGUGGCUGGGGAAUCUCUCCACGUGGAGCUGGUUACACGUUUGGACAGGACAUUUCUGAGACCUUCAACCACGCUAACGGCCUCACGCUGGUGUCCCGCGCUCAUCAGCUGGUCAUGGAGGGAUACAACUGGUGUCAUGAUAGGAACGUUGUCACUAUCUUCAGUGCGCCAAACUACUGCUAUCGCUGUGGCAACCAGGCAGCCAUUAUGGAACUGGACGAUACUCUUAAAUAUUCAUUCCUUCAGUUUGAUCCAGCUCCUCGACGUGGAGAACCUCACGUCACCCGCCGCACCCCUGACUACUUCCUAUAAGCGAGCACUGGCCUGCCAUGAAAGAGCUCUGAAGCAAGUGCAAAAUGAUGACAAAUCUAAACGUCUAUAUAUCUAUUCAUCCAAUGUGUAUAUAAAAUGGGAAAAAUGUUCUGACACUGCAACACUAACACGGACCAAAAUGUGCCAUACAAGCAUUUAAUGCCUAAAUCCAAUCGCUUUGUCUCAGUACUGCUACAAAGUGUCUCGUUUUAGCCUAUAGUGCAAAUUGCCUGCUGUAUACAAUAAAUAGAGAUGUUCCCUUCGUUCUUCAAUUGUAAAUUACUCUCGAGUAAAAAAAAAAAAAAGUGACUAGCUUUCUCUCACAGUAUCACUGGAUUAAAAAAAAGUCCUUUGAGUUGGCAAUGCCAGGCAUGUGAAAAACGGUAACAUUUUAUACAAGUGCACAAGCUAACAUCCUUUCCUGUAUCUUCACCAAAAAAAA